This is a messenger RNA of Exophiala mesophila, 5089 nucleotides long. RefSeq lists its product as uncharacterized. Gene Ontology annotation, cellular component: nuclear pore. The transcript is spliced from 2 exons. Bases 216 to 4685 code for a protein of 1489 amino acids. NCBI's taxonomy places the organism in Eukaryota, Fungi, Ascomycota, Eurotiomycetes, Chaetothyriales, Herpotrichiellaceae. Gene Ontology annotation, biological process: intracellular transport. The record is from RefSeq and is a predicted model, not a curated record.
GCCGUUGGUUGAACUACGAGGACAAGAAUCUCUUCACCGCGCAGGGUGACUCGACGUGCCAGACUCUACCUGCGUCUGAUUUCUCCUUGUCACCUUCCCUCCUCCUUAACUUUGAUAAACCCAUCACCUCAACGCGUCCAUCUCGAUGAUCAAUUUCCUUCCACUCCUCCCGCGUCCUAUCCUCUCCUCUCCGCCUCUGCCAGGCCACCAGUGAUAUGCCGAAACGUGUCGCCGAAGAAUACAUCACCAAAGAAAACGGAUCAUCCGCAAACUUUGACCCUGCCGGCGACAAGCCCAAAAUGUCUACUGCAGCACAGCUGGCCAAGCGAAAAAUCGCUCAGCCAAGAAGUCGUCUGGGGGCAAAUCGUCCAUCCCAUUCUUCCUUCGGUGGUGCCGCAACACCUACCAAACCCGCACAACAGCAAACGUUCGGCAGUGUCAAUGGUUUUACAUUUGGUGCAGCCCAGUCGUUUCCACAAGAUAACAGCACUACCGGUACCGGUUUUAGCUUUCAAGCCCCUCCUCAGUCGAGCUCGUUUACCUUUGGCGCCCCCAAUCCCUCGUCCGUCUCCAACCCCUUUGCCAAUUUAAAUGGUAAUUCCCAGUCUGCAACUGUCCUUCAAGAAGAUACUUCAAUGGAGAGUCCUCAGAAAAAGCCCGCUAUAGGCAAUAUUUUUGGCGCUUCCAGUGGAGCGAAUACAACUGCCUCGAACUUUACCUUUGGCCAGUCGGUUCAGCCCCAGGCAAAUGGUGGUAUCAACUUCGGAUCGACUCAACCCAGUAAUAGUACUCCAAGUAUGAAUGGAGGAGGUCUGUUUGGCAGUUCUUCCAAACCCGAAGCUACCGCAUCACCUAGCAACCCCUUCGCUUCUCUUGGACAGCCCAAACAGCCCCAGCAGUCGUCUUUCUCGGGCUUCGCUCCCACAGCUGCUUCAUCUCAACCCGAAACCUCAAAUUUUACAUUUGGUCAACCAACAUCUGCUCCACCCAGCCAAAAGCCCUCCUUCAGUUUCGGCCAAACGAGCACGUCGAGCGCUCCAACCUUUGCCCCUGCGCAAACCCCAGGAGCUGGACAGCCACCAAAUUCCACUUUCUUCUCGGCCCAAACCCCGGCACAAGCACCACUGCCUGGAUUCUCACCUGCGAAAGAAAUCUCAGGCAAUCAAGAUCAACCCAAGACACCAUCACUUUUUUCUGUUCCAAAGUCAUCGAUAUCUCAGGAAUCAGCGACAUCUAAUGCACCACCACCAUCGUUUCUUUUUGGCAAAUCCCAGCCAACUUCUGGAACCCCGAUUGCAACGACUUCAGGAGAACCGCUGUCUUCGGGGUUCGGCCUGCAAACCGAGGAAGCAAGUCCUGAAAGAGGAACUUCUCCAGCAAAGGCCCCUGAUGCCGAUACAACCAUUCCCAAGAAUCCCUUUGCCGGCCUCUUUGGUCAGCCAACCACGACUCCUCAGCCUGUCAAACCACUCUUUGGUCUUGCGAAUUCCACACCGUCAUCAGUUCCUGCGGCCACAAGUACUUCUAGCCCUGCAUUGGAGAAGCCUGCAGACAAACAUGCUCCUGCUUUUACAUUUGGACAGCCUGCCGCACAGGCGGUCAAAUCAACACCGGGCUUUGCGUUUGGGCAGACUGCGGCGCCACCUCCUUCGAGUGCUGGUCUUUUCUCUCCCACAAAUUCCAACACCGAGAGCAACAACCUGAGGUCUAAUCUCUUUGGCUCAGCACCUUCAGCAACACCUCUCUCCAACCCACCUAUCCCGUCCAGUGAAGGACCCAAGCCUUUUGCUAGUGCAAGUACAGGUCCGCAGACCAAAUCUGCCUUUUCUUUUGGCACGCCUUCUCCUGCAGAUAGCACGCCUGGUGUAGCAUCCACCUCGCCGAACAAACCCACUGUUCAUGCCACCGAAGACGGAGUCAAGAAACAAGCUAGUGUUGCCAACCCACAAUCUGUUUCCAACCAGCCUAUCUCCGGAAUCUCUACCCCAAAAUCGGCGCCGCCUGUUCAGACUGUUGGCCGGGAGACUACCUCUACUACCUUGUCUGAAGUCACCGAGACAACUCCACGGCCAGUCUACACAAAAGCCGCACAUUUCAUCCCCGGAUCUCUGCCCGCGGAACAGUAUCGUAGUUACGAUCGGAACUAUCGUUUGCAUUCAUUAAACGUCGGUCUGCAGAAAAAGCUCUCUGGAGUUGACCCGAGGUCAUUUGACUUCGACAAUAUUAUUCGACAUUAUGUUGCAGCAAGGGAAAGCAUCGGGGAAUCUCUUGGUCUGUAUGAACGCAAUCUGGCGGGUGCGAAACGUAAAUCCGAUCGGGCGGAAGACCAGGAUGAUUCGAGCUCACGCAAUAAGCGCACCCGCUCGGAGGAAUCUGUGGGCAAGACCAUCCCCUCGACAGCUCCUUUUGCUAGCGCGACUUCGACAACUUCCGAACCCCAGUCUUUGUUCGCUCUCAGCUCACCUGCUGCACAGACAGGCCCAAGUUCCAGCCCUUCCAGAGCUACGGAACUGUUUCGAGACAUGAUACCGGGUUCAAGUGACAGCCAGUCUGAUAAGGCCAAGCCUUUCAACUCCUUUGCAGGUAUCGCUUCGCAGCCAUCCUCCACUCAGAGUUCCACCACCCCCAACCCCUCAAACCCCUUCGCGUCUCUUGCCUCGGGUUCGAAUACUUUGGCGACCACACCGUCGUCGAGCCAUAGACCAGCUACUGCCUCCACUUCAGCACUAUCUGGACCAUCUUCCAGCACAUUUGCAAGCCCCAGUAAGGAAAGCCGGAUCGAAACUCCUCAGACGGAAAAUCAAAAGUCGACUGUCGCAGAAAGUACUACACCAAAGAAAUCAUCCGCUAAGCCUGCCUUUGAAAUGCCCAAGUUUGGUACUGGCGGGGCAAAUUUCAUGGCAGCUUUUGGGCAGCAGGCAAAACAGAGUGCUGACAAAUUCGAAAAGAGCCAGCUGGAGAAGCGAAAAGCGGAAGAAUUUGACUCUGACGAAGACGACGAGGAAACUUUCUACAAGCAGAUUGAGGAAGAAAAAAGGGCGAAAAGAGCCAAGAUUGAAGCUAUCGCCCGCGGCGGCUUCGUGCCUUCCUUCGGCCAAAAGAGUGGCGAGUCUUCUACGGCAUUGUCUGUGUCUGGGGGCACUACAGACGCCCUCAAAGGUAGUGGACUUGGUUCAUCAUUUCUGGUCAAGAAAGGCUCAGCACCGAGUGCCACUGCAAGUCCUAACCCCUUUGCGAGCUUGGGAGCAGCCGCCGCGAAACAAUCCCAUUUAGCCGUGGACGAUACCACUGAGAAUCAAAGCUCGUCUGAGGGUAACGAAGACACAAACGACGCCGAAGAUGGAGACGAGGCUGGAGCUUCUGGUGGCAGUGACGAAGACGACUCCGACAACUCUCCUGAUGAUGACGCCCCCAACCAAGACGAUGAGGAUGAGGAUGACGAGGCGAAUGGCCAUGACGGCGAUAUGACACCCAGCCCAAAUGCUGGGAGGAGCCUUUUCGACCGAAUCGAGCCUAACCCUAACAUUGCUCAAACUAAGGAAACCCCAAACGGCAUCAAGAACAGUGCAGAGGACGACUCCAGUGCCAUCUUUCAGUCGGCGAAGAACCCCGCGUUCAAGAAAUCUCUUUGGGGCUCUCAGAUUGGCCAAGAGACCCCUGAGCAGCCAACUUUCUCUCCCAUCACGCCCUCGACGACCGAUUCGACUCCCGCAUACAAGCCUGCCACAACUUUUACCUUUACCGCUCCACCUGCAGCAUCUCGAGCACCGACUCCUGGAGCCUCGAUUUUUGCGGGCGGCCUCACCAAGAACGGACCUAUCCCUGGAGAAGGCAUGUUUGGAUCUCGGCCUAGCACCCCAAGUAAUGGCGACAAAGCUGUGGAUAGUAACCCGCUGUCGCGGUCGGUCCUCGCCUCACCACCAGGGACUGAUAAUACUUGGAAACAAGGGGCACCCAUCACCUUUGGGGCUUCGGAGACGUCAGCGCCGUCUUUCAAAUUCACUGCUGCAUCACCUGGGCCAACUAGUUCAGCCUCUACACCAAAGCCCUUUGGCAGCCUGUUUGGUACUUCUAGCACAGAUUCUAAAUCAGCCGAAGCGCCUAAAGUUGGGUUCAGCUUUGGCGCGCAGCCAUCGUCUCCUGCCCCUGGCUUUCUCGGUGCAGUGUCUCAUCUUGGGGGCGGGUCUGCGGCUAGUUCGGCGAUGUCAUCAAGAGCUACCUCACCUGGGUUGACUGAUACGGAAUCCGUCGCCACCAAUGAUACGGAAGAGUCGACUGAUCCCCAAGCAUCCUUAAUGGAAUCUCGAGCAGGAGAAGAGAAUGAGGACUGUCUGUGGGAAGGACGUUCAAAGGCCCUCAUGUUUGUCAACAAAGAUUCUGCAGAAGGUACAAAGCUGAAGCCCAAUGACUGGAACUCGAUGGGCGUAGGCCUUGCACGAGUAUUGAAGGAUAAGACGACCAAUAAGACACGAGUCUUGUUCAGAGUCGAGCCGAGUGCUUCUAUUCUCAUUAAUUCUCACCUGAUUGAGAGCACAUCGUAUGAGAAUAUGCCGUCCCAAAAGAGUGGCGCCGUCAAGGGCACGCUUCUCUACAAGGGGAACCUUUCACGAUGGGUGUUCAAAGUCAAGACACCAGAGAUGGCUGAAGAGCUGACCAGAAUAUUGGAGGACAACAAAGCAGCAUGAGUUGGUAUCUUGACAAGAUGAGGUACCUUAAAAGGGGAAUGUUUGCUGGGUGGAAGAAUGAGAUGAGCCCGGUGGAGGUCAUUUGCAACCGGAAUAAUGCGGAUCUUUGUCGCCCAUAUGGGUCAUGUUACAGUUCACAGUGCUGGUUCUACAGAUGCACAGCGUUGGCGUUGGCUAAAAUUGUCUUUGAUCGGGACGCAGAACGUCGCGAUCAAACCUGCUGGAAAGUAAAUACAUUGUCACCAGCGCGUAUCUCUAAAGCGCAGGGUCGACGAUGACCUUUUCAUCUAUGGCUCUCUAAAGGCCGUGUUUUACAUAGAGUUUCCGUGGUUGACUUCAAUCAUUGCCACUGGCUGGUCGAGGGCCAAUCAAUCAUCCGAGGAACAGUCGAGCCGACGAUUCGG